Dinoponera quadriceps is the source of this 1007-nucleotide messenger RNA. Its product is annotated as serine protease gd-like. Bases 282 to 923 code for a protein of 213 amino acids. Gene Ontology annotation, molecular function: serine-type endopeptidase activity. Lineage: Eukaryota; Metazoa; Arthropoda; Insecta; Hymenoptera; Formicidae. The transcript is spliced from 4 exons. Gene Ontology annotation, biological process: proteolysis. The record is from RefSeq and is a predicted model, not a curated record.
GCAUCGGCUCUCUCGUGACCAAGAAACAUGUUUUAACAUGUAUGUUAAGGAAACAAAAAGAUGACAUAUUCAAAAAUGUACCAAAUAGACAAAUUAAUCGCAGACUGCGUACAGAUCGGUAAAUUUGAUCAGAACCGUGCGUGAAAACUAUAGCCAUCUGUAUCCACGUUCAACUUAUGUUUUGAGAGCCAGCUGAUAAGUAACCUGAGCUGAUUGGCAAUAAAAACCGCACAGAGUAUACUGCCAAACUAAGCGCAGCGAACUAAGUGGCAACAUGUUUUAUGAAGAAUGAUUCUACCAUGGAGAAGAUAGAUCCUAGCGAAAUGUUAGUGCGUUUAGGUCGCUAUUGGAGGACAAAUUCGAAUGAAGCAGGAUACGUAUAUCGGGACAUUGCGAACUAUACGAUUCAUCCGAAUUACACGCAACAGUCCAAUUCUAAUUUAACGAAGUAUGUUGUUGACUCUGAUCUGGCUGUUGCGGUUCUACGGACCUCUGUCGAAUACAGCUCUAUGAUCAAACCAAUUUGUUUAUGGACCUAUUUAUCUAAUCUUCAGGACAUGUUCGAAACAUCGGGAUUUAUAGUGAGCUGGAUAGGAAGUAUUUAUUAUGGAGGCGAAUUUAAUCUUUUGGAACCGAAAAUUUAUAAAAUACGAAUAGAGAGCCAGAUGAAAUGUAAAUUGAACGAUCCAGAUUUGGCUAGUCUUGAUUUAAAACAAACCAUGUGUGCUGGUACGAAAGACUCCUGGCUUGACGAGACCACCGGCACCGGAAACAGUUUAAUGAUCCGCGAUUCAGCCACAGGCCAUUAUUUACUGCGCGGUAUUUUGACAACAAUAUUGCCGUGUUGCAAUUCUCGCUACUACGUUUUUAUUGACGUUAUCAAACACAUAUCCUGGAUUAAUGAACAUAUUAUCUUGAUAUAACUUUUUCAUCAUAUUUAUGUACAUAUAAGUUUCUUAACAAAUUCAAAAAAACAUUGAAACCAGAAAAAGAAAAAGAAAGUAGAA